Molecule: messenger RNA, 1005 nt
Organism: Labeo rohita (rohu)
Lineage: Eukaryota; Metazoa; Chordata; Actinopteri; Cypriniformes; Cyprinidae
Product: CD48 antigen
Exons: 4
Coding region: 79-1005 (308 amino acids)
Source: RefSeq, a predicted model, not a curated record
UCAUCGGAUUAGUUUGAUUUCCACGUACUUCAUCAAGAGGAACAACACUGCUUUCAUUCUGUUCAAUAUCUGUUGAAAAUGUCCAUCAGCAUGUGGGUAUUUCUUGUGUUUUUCAUCAGUAUUAAAGAUCUUGUGAAUAGCGAGUGGGAUGAGUUAAAGACCGUGAUGGAGGGAGAUGUUCUAGCUCUACAAACAAGAGACACAGAGAGUCUCAGCAAAGUAACAUGGGUGUAUAAAAGAGGUAAUCAAACUGUCCGUAUUGCACAGAUGUAUCAGGGUAAUGCACCCUUCUAUGAUGAGAGACUAACCGGCAGAGUGAAAAUGGACCCAAAGACAGGAGCACUGACCAUCUGGAACAUCAGCAGCGGCGAUUCUGGACUGUAUCAAGUUUCUCUCCAGAGUGGAUCCAUGUCAAAUAAAAGGUUCAGAGUGGACGUUUAUGGCACUGUUUCUGUACCUGUCAUUAGACUUGUGAUUAGUGGAAACCAAAAUCAAGGUUCAUUAAAGUCACAGAAGAUGGAGGAGUUCUGCUCUGUGUUCUGCUCUGUAAGAAACGAUCGAGACGUGUCCAUCUCAUGGAAUAAAGGGAGUGAAAUCCUGAACCAGACGAGCAAUCCUGAUCUCAACAUCAACCUUAGUUUACCAUUACAGCUCCAUUAUAAUGAUUCAGAGACCUAUAGCUGCAUGGCUGUGAAUCCAGUGAGCAAUAAGACUGUCCGUCUUUACAUGAAAGACAUCUGCCUACGACAGGAAGGUAGGCCAACUCAUUUACCACAAUACACUUCCUGCCACAGUGGCCUCAGUCCUGUUUCUGUGUCUCCACAGACAAAGACAUUUUAUGGCACAGAACUCUCUUCUCUUUCAGAUUGUCAGGAUCACUGUGGCGUUACUGAGGCUCUGAUUCGUCUGGUUCUUUCUGGUCUGGUGGGAAUCACCACUGUUGGAUUUCUGGUUGAGCAUCUGAGGUUCUUCUCACCUCAUAGAAGAGCUGCUUCAUCUGGAUGA